Messenger RNA from Symbiodinium natans, 600 nucleotides. Lineage: Eukaryota; Dinophyceae; Suessiales; Symbiodiniaceae. The record is from the annotation of a GenBank genome assembly.
AUGCCGAGCUAUAAGCUGACCUACUUCGACAUCCGCGGACUCGCCGAGAACGCACGCAUCUUCUUUGCAGUGGCGAAGCAGCCCUACGAGGAUGUUCGCCUCACUCUUGCAUUUGGAACGCCGGGUGACUUCAGCACCAUCAAGCGACCGGAGUUUGACGAGAUGAAGGCAAAGGGUGAGCUCGACACCUCUCUCGGAAAGGUUCCGCUUUUGGAAGUGGAUGGUGCGAAGAUCGGCCAGUCGAAGGCCAUCGAGCGCUUCCUCUCCCGGGAGCUGGGCUUGGCCGGAUCCAGCCCCAUCGAGGCAGCGCAGGUCGACCAGCUCGGCGAAACAGUUCGCGACAUCAAGGAUGCCUAUCAGAAGGUUCGGGGGCUGAAAGACGAGGAAGAGAAGAAGAAGGGCAUGGAGAAGUGGUUCGCAGAAGACCUUCCAGGCUGGUGCAAGCUGACGGAGAAGUCCCUCCCUGCCGGGCCUGGACCGUUCAUGGUUGGCGGCAAAGUCUCUGCUGCGGACUUGCUCUUCUACACCCUCCUCCUGGCACCCGGAGGCUUCUUCGACAACACCGAGGGUGCCAAGGCUGCUUUCCAGGACGCGCUUUGA